Messenger RNA from Aspergillus campestris IBT 28561, 2764 nucleotides. Its product is annotated as alpha-1,6 mannosyltransferase subunit. Lineage: Eukaryota; Fungi; Ascomycota; Eurotiomycetes; Eurotiales; Aspergillaceae. The coding region runs from base 261 to 2501 and encodes 746 amino acids. The transcript has 9 exons. Gene Ontology annotation, biological process: cell wall mannoprotein biosynthetic process; protein N-linked glycosylation. Gene Ontology annotation, cellular component: mannan polymerase complex. The record is from RefSeq and is a predicted model, not a curated record. Gene Ontology annotation, molecular function: alpha-1,6-mannosyltransferase activity.
GCUCCUCUUCUUGUCUCCUACUUAAUAUAUUCAUGGAGGUGCAUCUGCUGUCUUAUUUAUCCAUUCUUACGCGUUGAAAUUGCUCUCAUGAGUUUCGCGACCGACCGACCGUUAAAAGAUCUAUACACUGCUAGCGAGUUAGCUUCCUCGACGAGUGCGCACUGCGAUUGCGGAGCGGAUACCUUGGUUGUUGUAUUUGCUUGGGUUUAGCGUUGGUUGUUGUUUAUACUCUAUUAUUUAUUUUCUAAUUUCAGAUACCCAUGUCGUCGUCGCCGCCUCAUACCCCCUCGCGCAUUGAAGGAGUCGCUUCGAUGGAGUCGUCUAAGGUGGUGGAUACGAUAGAGAGGAAGGGCUCUGCGCCGCCGCCGCCCACGUCGGAGUCGAAGAAGAACUAUAAGGGUUUUGUGGCGGGGGUGUUCUCUGGGAUUGCGAAGUUGUCUGUCGGGCAUCCAUUCGAUACAGUCAAAGUGCGCCUACAAACAAGCAAAGAUGGCCAUUUCAGAGGCCCGGUAGACUGCGUGCUGCAGACGGUGCGCAAGGAAGGAGUCGCGGGAUUUUACAAGGGUGCUACGCCGCCGCUGGUCGGAUGGAUGGUGAUGGACUCGGUUAUGCUGGGCUCUCUCACGCUGUACCGCCGACUACUCCUGGAGAACGUCUUUUCGAGACCGGAAAUCCGCCGCAUCACCCCGUUCGCCGCAUACCAGAAGGACCCGAGCACACUGCCUAGUUUCGGACACGGAAUCGCGGGUAUCAUGGCUGGGACGACGGUCAGCUUUAUCGCGGCCCCCGUGGAGCAUGUCAAGGCGAGACUGCAGAUCCAGUAUUCGGCGGAUAAGGCAGGGCGGUUGUAUAGUGGGCCGAUUGACUGUACCAAGAAGCUGCUCGGCACGCAUGGAAUAUCCGGGUUGUACCGCGGACUCUCCGCCACGAUUUUAUUCCGCUCCUUCUUCUUCUUCUGGUGGGGUUCAUACGACGUGCUGACUCGGAUGAUGCGCGAGCGCACCAACCUGUCGGCACCAGCCAUCAACUUCUGGGCGGGAGGCGUCUCGGCCCAGAUCUUCUGGAUCACCUCAUACCCGUCGGACGUGGUGAAACAGCGCCUGAUGACGGACCCGAUGGGUGGGGGAUUGAACGACGGACAGCGACAGUUCCGGGGGUGGAAAGAUGCGGCGACCGCUGUAUAUACGGAGCGGGGAUUGAAAGGGUACUGGAGAGGAUUCGUGCCAUGCUUUUUGAGGGCAUUCCCGGCGAAUGCGAUGGCGUUGGUUGCAUUUGAGGGUGUGAUGCGAAUGCUCUCAUUUCGACCCCCGUCGACCAUCGAAACGGCCGCGAUGGCCGUCGCACGCUCGAUGCGACGAACCAGUCCAAUAACGCUGCUCCUCGCGGCCCUCCUCGCCUUCGGCUUCCUGAUCUUCCUCAUCUCCCCCUCUGCCUCCCCACCCUUGGCCGACUCCGUCCACGCCGCGCCCCUCACCGACACCUCCAGCUCCUCGUCGCAACGACGAGUCCAAGACGCCGCCCAGAACCCCCUCUCCCCGCCCACCAAACCCUUCCACAAGGCCCAGCCCAUCCGCGAUGACGGCCAGAGCGCCCCGCCCCCCGUCGUCGAAUACGACCUCAACUCCCUCACGACCACAAGCGACUCCGCCGGCCAGCGCGAGCGCGUCCUCAUCCUCACCCCACUAGCCCGCUUCUACGAAGCCUUCUGGGACAACCUCGUCCGCCUCGACUACCCGCACGAGCUCAUCUCGCUGGGCUUCAUCGCGCCGCACACCGCCGAAGGCAACUCCGCAGUCGCCUCCCUCGAAGCAGCCAUCAGCAAGACGCAGUCCGGCCCGAUCAAGAACCGCUUCGCCAGCAUCAGCAUCCUCCGCCAGGACUUCGACCCGCCGCUGCAGUCGCAGGACGAAAAAGAGCGGCACAAGAUGUCCGCCCAGAAAGCCCGGCGCGAGUCCAUGAGCCGCGCCCGCAACUCCCUCCUCUUCACGACCCUCGGCCCCAGCACCUCCUGGGUCCUCUGGCUCGACGCCGACAUCAUCGAGACCCCCCGCUCCCUCAUCCAGGACCUCUCCUCCCACAGCCUCCCCGUCAUCGUACCAAACUGCUUCCAACGCUACUACAACACGGAGAAAAAGGCCAUGGACGUCCGUCCCUACGACUUCAACUCCUGGAUCGAUAGCCCCACCGCGCAGGAACUAGCCGACACCAUGGACCCGGAGGAAAUCCUGCUGGAAGGAUACGCUGAGCUCCCGACCUACCGCUCGCUCAUGGCCUACAUGGCGGACCUCUCCUCCCCUAACCCCCGUCGUGUCGUCGACCUCGACGGCGUGGGCGGUACCGCUCUCAUGGUCAAGGCCGACGUCCACCGCGACGGCGCCAUGUUCCCGCCUUUUCCGUUCUAUCAUCUUGUGGAGACGGAGGGGUUCGCGCGGAUGUCGCAGCGGUUGGGGUAUACUGUGCACGGGUUGCCUGAUUAUUUCGUCUACCACUACAACGAAUAGAUUCAACACUACAUGUGACGAGUAAUUUCCACAUCCCUAAUCUCAUUUCUUUUUUCUCUUCUGUCCUACACUUCUUUCAACACUUAUCAUGCGUUUUGUGUGUUGUCUGGCAGGGGCGUUCUCGGUUGCGUCAUUGAUUUUCACUAUCUAUUUAUCUACUAUUUAUCUAUCCACCUAUCACAUGUAUCUUGGUUAGGCCUGACUGAGCUAGAUCUAGAUCUAGUUCUAGGUUACGGGCCAGAAAUAAAUACAAAUAUCUUUAC